Messenger RNA from Daphnia pulex (common water flea), 961 nucleotides. It is a transcript of the gene Ankle2, whose product is annotated as ankyrin repeat and LEM domain-containing protein 2-like. The coding region runs from base 205 to 894 and encodes 229 amino acids. Gene Ontology annotation, cellular component: endoplasmic reticulum. The record is from RefSeq and is a predicted model, not a curated record. The transcript has 5 exons. Lineage: Eukaryota; Metazoa; Arthropoda; Branchiopoda; Diplostraca; Daphniidae. Gene Ontology annotation, biological process: negative regulation of phosphorylation. Gene Ontology annotation, molecular function: protein phosphatase 2A binding.
AAGCGGAGCCGAGCGAGUAACCGACUAACCGCUUUCUGCCGAUUCUUAUAGUUGUGACUGGUGGGCUGGCAAUGCUGUCUAUUUACAUGUCAGAGUCUACUAUGACUCGGGAGCAAGAUACAAAUAAACUUUGGCUGUGCAAGUGUCUGCUAUUUUCUUGCAUGAACUUGAAUUUUUAACUAUCCAAAUCGUAAAUCGAUUACAAUGAGUGGAAUGACAUUUUACGGUGUUUCUUUACUGGAAGGUCAAGAACAAGGGGAUCAGUCUCAGUUGGUAUUUGAAGACCGAGUGGAAGCAUUGAAAAUAUGUAAGAAAUUUAAAGGUGCUAGGUUUAAGUGUUUUACUGAACGAGAUGAAGCUGUCCUAUUCACCCAAACCAAGCAAACACAGCCUGAGGCUGAUGUUGUAAUAAAAGAAUUACCAAGCGAAAAGUUGCCAUUUCCUACCCCAAGUCCCCAAGAAAUGUUGCAGUUUCGAAGAACUAUUGAAAUGGGAAAUUGUGGUGAAUUUCUGUCUACUGUUUGGAAGAAUCCAAGAUUCUUGAUAAGUGCUGGUGAUACCCCAACAAUGAUAAGAGAACGCUACAGAUAUCAUGGCCUCUUAUUGGCAACUUUUAAAAAAUCAUUCACUAUUUGCAAAGCACUUUUAGAUACAAUUACUGAUCCUGGCUUCAUAGGGCUGCUGUAUGUAAAUGAUGCAGAACAGGUUCGCAAGAAUCGAAUGUUUUACCUUCUAGACACUUAUCUGAAUACACCAGAUAAAUUUCUCAACGAAACCCCGCUUCAUUUUGCUUCAAAGUUUGGUUCUCUCGAUAUUUUAGAAUUAUUCCUUUCAUUCCCGGAGUGUGAUCGUGAACGUAAAAAUACUAGAGGAGAAACACCAGCUGACAUUUAAUUUCUUUAGAUUGUUUGUUCAUCUUGUAAGAAUCCUUCGCCAGAAUUAGAAGCUCAAAUGAAGUUGC